AUGGGUCAUCCAACAGAGAAGACGACUAAUAUUAGCGCGGAUAACUUUCCUGGUGCGUUUUUGCAAAAAAUCGGAUUUCUUGAAGAUAUUUGUGAUAUCAACACGAGAAACAAGUUUGGAAUAGUUUAAGAGUUGUUUUAUUAAAAAUUUCAAUAAACUUUCAGGUGGUGACCCGAUAACACCUUCCGGUGUACACCAUCAUCAAUCGGCAUCGGAGCCCGGAAGAGCCACCCACUCGCCAUCUCCGGCCCACCAUCACCAUCAACAUCCGCACAAUCAAAAAGGCAUCCUGAACCGAUUGCCCGACUAUUUCCGCGAUACGGUCGACUGGUUCAUCGGGUACGCUUGUUCUCACUAA
Caenorhabditis sp. 36 PRJEB53466 is the source of this 358-nucleotide messenger RNA. The record is from the annotation of a GenBank genome assembly. Lineage: Eukaryota; Metazoa; Nematoda; Chromadorea; Rhabditida; Rhabditidae.